This is a messenger RNA of Paramecium sonneborni, 5273 nucleotides long. The record is from the annotation of a GenBank genome assembly. NCBI's taxonomy places the organism in Eukaryota, Ciliophora, Oligohymenophorea, Peniculida, Parameciidae.
AUGUAAUAAGAAAUUGAGUUAACUCUUGAUUAAAUCUUAAAUCAAAUAGAUAAACAUGAUGAUGAACUUGAUUUUUCUGAAGAGGGAGGUCUUGUUCGUAUUGUGGCAUUUGAUUAAUUGAAAUAAGAAUUGAGAUUGAAGAUUUUAGUUAUUAAUUUAUCAAAAAAUAGAUUGAAAAAGAUUGACGAAGUGAAUUAAUUUCAUAAUUUAAAAUCAUUAGAUGCAAGUCAUAACAUUAUAGAGGAUGUUAAAUUAAAAACUUAGUUAUUGCUAUUUCUUAAUUUAUAAGAUAAUAGAUUAAAAAAGUUUCCUGAUUGUGGUCCUUUAAAAAAACUUAAAUCUAUUGAUAUUUCUUAUAAUUCAAUUACAAAAAUCGAAAACAAUGAUAUAAAGUAAUUCUCUAAAGAUUUAGAAGUGUUAUUAAUCAAUAAUAAUUUAAUAAAGUUUGAACAUGGUUAUGAUAUAAAAAAUAUACUUGAAGAAUUAAAAUAAUUAAAGAUAUAGACUCUAAAUAUAUUGAGGAAUCCUUUUUUAAAAAAGUAACCAUUAAUAGAGACAGCAUUUGCAAUAACAUUAUCUGGGACAUUGAAAAUGUUGAAUAACAAAUCAACAGAUUUAUUUAUACCAGAUGCAAAUUUUAAUAUAGAAGAUAUAUUAGGAGAUGUUGAAUUUAUAGAUAGUGAACCUGAUGAAGAAGACAAAUAAUAUGCAAAAUAAUUAUGCGAUAAAAUAACAAGAUGCAUAAAUGAUCCUUAAGCAAUAGUAGCAUGUUUAAGGAAGAUAGAUGAUAUAGUAAAUAUAAUAAUAGUAUAACCAAAUAAAGCUGAUACAUUUUUUUUGGAUAAGGAUUUAAAGAAAUAAUAAUAGAUAGCAGAGUAGAUAGAUAGUUUUUUAUAGAAUUGUUUUCUUUUUGCUUAGAAUUAAUAAAGUUAUGUAGAAUAAAUAUUGAAGGCAUUGGCUUAAUUAGCAAUAGUGAAAUGUUUAGAGAUAGGUAGAAGAUGUUUUUAGAUGGUGGUAGAAAUAGUACGAAGUGGUACAGGAAUGGCAAUGAUAGCUAGAAAUAUAAUAUAAAAAUAUAGCAUACCUUUAUUACAAUAAUAAAAGGAAUUAGAAUGCGUUCCUACAUUUGUAAUGGAAGGUAUUUUAAGAACAGUAGAUGAAAGAGAAGAUGAAGAGAUGGUUCCUUUAAAAUUAGCAUAAACAAAUUUUGUAGAUUGGUUAGAUUAAAUUAUGGCAAAUUAUAUGAAAGAUAUGGACAAUUUAAGAGAAGAAUAAUAAUAAAGAGAUGUUUUGUUUUUAGAUUUUAUGGCUCAAUUAGCAGAAUUUACUAAAUUUGCUAAUGAAUAUCAUUAUAGAGGAAUUAUUUCCAAAAGUUUAGUUUUAUUUAAACUGUUAUUAACUUCUGAAUUAGAUGAAUAAUAUAUUGGAAUAUUAUAUGUUAUAAAUAAUUCUAUGAAAAAAAGUGAUAAAUGUACAAAAGAAGUAUUAGAUUCAAGAUAAACAGCAUGUAAUUUUAUUAAAGAUGUAGAAGAUGAAUUAAGAAAAUAUUUAUUUAUGUUUAAAAAAUUUAGAAAUUCUUUAACAAAUCCAGAAACUAAAGAAAAUAAAGAUACUAUUUUACUUAGAUAUGAAAAAGUAGGUAUUUUAAUAUAAGUUUAUGGGACGAUAUGGAAAUCAGAUGUUAUUGUAUAAUAAUAAAUAAAAGAAAGUUUUUUAGUUAAUGAAUUAUUAUAAAUGGCUACAAUUCCAGCAAUUCAUCCUUUUUUAAUAAAUUCAGUUGCUGUUUUUAUUAGAAAAUUAUUAAAAAAUAAAAUAAUAAAAACAUAAAUACCAGGAAUAGAUAAUAAUGAUAUAGUAAAAUAUAUAUGUUUAAAAACACAUAAUUGUGAAUUACUAUUACAUUAUUUAGGAGGUGAUUAUUAUGUAUUAAUGAUGAAAUAAUUGGAUCCAACAAUUUAAAAAUUAACAAAAAAUUUAAGUUCUUUACUUAAUCCAAAAAUACAUGAAGUAUUUAGAAAUAUAAUAAAAUUACUUAAAUUUUUUUCAAAGAAUGCAAUAGGAUAUGAUAGUCCAAUUUCUGAUAUAUGUAUGGAAGUAAGUAAGAAUUUAGAUUCAAAUGGAAGAGAUGAAGCAUUAUUUAUAGUUUUAGCAACUCCAAGUGAUAUGGUGAGAUUGGCUGUAGUAUAAUGUUUAUUGACAAUAAAAGUAUCAUAAUUAGAUUCAAAAGAAAUUGGAAAAUUAGUUACUUUAUUAGGAUCUUAUAGAAAUUUAGGAGCAGGUAAAACAGAAAGUGUUGUUGCUAAUAUAAUGAUGAUUUUAACUAAAAUUGUAGUAGGUGAAAAAUCAGCAUCAAGAGAAGACUUUGUUACAGUAUUUAGUUAAAAUGCAACAUUGUAUGCACUUGAUAUUUUAGAAAGAAAUUAAGAACGUGAUUUAUUAGAAUUAGGAGAUGAUAAUCAAGAAUAUUAAGAGAAAGUAGAAUUAUCAUUUGGUACUAAUAAUUUUCUUAAAUCUUUACAUUGUGAACCAUUAUUAAGAGAAAACUUAAAAGGACUCUAUUAAGCGUAAUGUAUGAGGAAUUCCCUUCUUAAUGAAGAUAGUUUAUUAACUCCUGAAACAUUAGAUAUAGAUAUUGAAAGAUCAUUUAUAGGAAAACAAUGUUCAUAUUUAAUAUCUGUCUUAUUCAAUAGAGAUGCAUUAUUACCUUAUAAAAAAGUAUCAGAUAGAAUAUUAAUAAGAAUAGCUGAAAAUUUAGAAAUGAGACCCGAAGAUCAAGUAGAAGAUUUGAGUAAAGUUAAAAGUCCAGGAUUAUAUGAUUUUAAAGAAAUUUAAAAAAUGUGGAAAAAAAUUGCACUUGAAAGGAGAUCUAAAUAAACAGAAAUAUGGGAUGCAAUGGCAACUAGUUAAGAGCCAUUUUUAAUUAUUGAAGAUAAAGAAGAUUCUGCUUAUCAUUAAAGUUAACAUUAAUUAUUUUAUGAUUAAGAAGGUGCUAUUAAUUUAUUAGGUUUUUUAGUUGGUCGUAAUUAAUCUGCUAAAUCAUUAUCUUUAAAAGAAUAUUUUAUAGAAACUUUUGGAAAUUAAUUAAAUUUUGAAAGGAUGAUUAAUUCAAUUAAUUUUUGUAUUCGUGAAUAAGUUCAUGAAUACUUUGAUAAUUUGGAUAAAUAAAAAGAAAUUAAAAAAUUAUCAACAACUAGAAUGAAUGAAAAAUUAACUACUAUCUUUUCUGGUUUACCUAUGCCAACUGAUCCACUUAGAGGAUUUAUUAAAUAGAAACCUUAUUUUAAUCCUAAUAAAAUUAUCCAUUUCCCAAUGUUUACUAAAAAAGCAUUAAGUAUCACUUAAGAACAUGUUGCUUACACAGGUAUUAAAUUUGAAGAAAGAACAAUAACUGUAUGUGCUUAUUUAAGAAUAGUUUAUGCACUUUUAGGAUAUUGUCCAUAAGAUUAAAAUAAACCAAAUGUUAAAAGAUAAUAAAUGGCUGAAUAAUUAGGACAAAGAGCUGAAUAUAUAAGAGAAUUAACGUUAAUUUGUUAAUGGGCUGAUUGGCAUAAUGGAAAUAUAGGUGCUAAAUAUCUUAAAAUAAUGAAUGUUAUUCUAGAAUAUUCAUUUUGUGCUAAAGAAAAAUCAUUUAUAACAUCUUUUUUUGUUAUUGCUAAAGCGGUUAGAGAUAUGUUAGAUAUUAUCUCAGUUAAACUUUAAAAUGAAGAUAAAUUUCCAUUAAAUUAUGAUGAUUUGGUUUUAAUUAAAGAAACAUGUGAAUGCAUGAGUAAAAUUACUUCUAAUUUAACUAAAAUAUCUAAUGAGGAUAAAAUUAUGGAAACUUAUGAAAAGGAUUAUUCUGAUCAUUUCUAAAGGGAAAGAGCAGAAGUAAGAAAUUAAAUUGCAACUGUUAUUAAUAGAUAAAUAGAUGAAUAUAUUUUACUUAAUUUGCUUCCACUUUAAGGAUUUACUAUAUUCUUAGAAAUUAUCGUCUGGGAUAUGUAAUCAGAAAAAAGUCUUUCAGAUGCUGUUAGCUUAGAUGAAAAAAAAUUUAAAAUUAAAACUUAAACAAGAGCUGCUUUAAUUAAAUUAGUUGGUCUCUAUAUUGUUAAAUGCAAAAGUCUAAAAUUCUAAAUACUUUCUGUAUUAACCAGAAUGGAAGUUUUUACAAAAAAGUUUAUAAGAUAAUCUUUUAUCUAAGAAAUAUUGGAAGACUUAUACUCGUUUGAUUAUCAAUAUAAAUUACAAGAUGGAUUAUUAAAUAGAUCUAUUUUAAUUAAAAACAAAGAUGAUGAAGAAUCAGGUAAUUCAAGACCUGAUUAUUAUGUUGAACAUUUCAUUAAAUGUUAUUAUUAAACAUAAAAAGGACUUAAUAUUCCUGCUAUUGUUGUAGUAACUUCAAAAUAACUAAUAUUAUGUGAAGCAGAUGAAGAAAUAAAAAAGAAAAAGAAUCCUAAUCCUUAAGUUGAAAAUCCUAAUCUAUACAUGGAAUUUACUGCUCUGAAAUUGAUAUUCAAAAUUAAUAAAUCAUAAGUAUCUAAUAACAUUAUUUUAGAUUGAAGGCUGUUACAAAAUGGAAAGUGAUUAAAGAAUUUGUAUACUUUAUUCUUUAACUGAAUAAGGCCCUCCUUUUAGAGAUGAAGAAGCAUUAGAAAUAGCAAUCAUAUUCUUUCCUAAAAUAAUUUCAUGUAUGAAAUUUUAAAUAGCUUUGAAUAAUAUUAAGUUUUCUAAUGAUACAAUUAGUUAAAUGGCAUUAUUAUAUAUAAGCAAUUAAAUUUAACCAAAAUGUAAAAUGUGGGCUGUUGUGAAUCCAGAAAAACCAAUAUUCAACAAAUUCAAGGAAUUUCAUAAGAAAAGAAUGUUAAUACAUAAUGAUGGAACUUUAAUAAGAUUAUAUUAAGAUAGUCUUGAAGAUUGGUAUGAAUUUAUUCCAUAAAACUUUUAAUAGGUUUUUUAUUAACACAGAUUUAAUGCUUGAACACACAGUACAUAAGAAAUAUUCUAAAUGUAACGAACCUUAAAAGAAAUCAGCAAGUGAAUAAAAUUAUUUCAAAUUAAAAGGAUCAUAUGAUUUAAGUAAGUUGAGAAUCCUCGAAAUAGAUUAGACAUUACAUAAUCAAUUAAUAUUAGAGUUUGGUAAUUCUGCAAACCCUAACACUUUACGCCUUCUUUUUGGAUGUGAUAGAGCAAGAGAAAUAUUUAAAUUCUCACUUCUUAAAUAAAUAGAAGUUAAGAAUUUUAAAAUUAAAUAAAUGUAGUGACUUUUUAUAUUUCUUAAAUUAAUUAAAUAUUUG